GUCUGGCACUGUAGCCGGGGUGACACGGUGCCGGUGCUAUGCCGAACGGAGGCCAGUUUGUGGAAGCGCUCAGUCGCCUUGGUUAUCCUGGUGCCUCGUCACUGAAGGGCUCGGAGUUUGAUUGGCUGUUUGACUGCGCUCCAGAGAACCUUAACUUCUUAAACUUCGUUUGCCGAACCCUCAAUCCAAGCAAUGUCCUAACACCAGAGGAUGCACGUGCCUUUCGAGAACUGCAGAAGUCUGGUAAACCCAUCUUGUAUGAAGCUGCCCUGGACGAGGUCCUCAAGACAGUUGGACCCGCAGAUGGGAGCAGUGCAAACAUCUUAAGGCCCUCCUCUUCAUCUUCUUCCUCCUUGUUUGGAGGAGAGGGAGAUGUGGACAUUGAAGACUUGGAGGCAGAGCUGCAGGCGCUGCGUAAAGAGAAAGAGCUGAAGCAACGUCGCUACAAAAAGCUUCAGGUUGUGGCCACUGCCCGUGCUGAAGUUGGUCUUCGAAUCACCACAGAGCUGGAGAGCACCGCUGGCAAGCUGAAGGAUGCAAAUGCUGCCGUCGGGUUUGAAAAUGCUGACACAAAUUCUUUGUUACAAAGUCUAUCUGAUGAGGUGGGAAAACUAGCUUCUCACCUUCCAGUUGACCCAGAAGCCAAGAGCAAGGAGGGGGGAAAGGAAGAAACUGUGGCCCCAGUUUCCAAAAGAACCCCACUCCUUCUCUCCCAGUUGUCCCUGCAGCCCUACUUGCACCAGGAGGAGCUCAGCACCAAAACACUGACUACCUUUACCCAAAAGCAGUUCUUCCAGGGGAUCUCUGACAUUGUACAGACCUCCUUCUCUAAUCACCUUCAGCCCCUGGACCUCAGCUCUUGUGAAAUGGGGGAUGAGAGAGAGAAGGAGCAGGAGGAUAAAGAGAAGAAGAUGGAGGGAGAGGUGCAUGUGGUGGAAAAACGAAGGAUCGAGAUGGCCAGGCUGCAGCGGGCUUAUAUUGUGGCACAGCAUCAGUUGCUGUCGGCCAUGGCACAGGAGAAGAGCAUCAUGGCUGGACUGAACUGGCUCUCUGAAAAUAUUUCCACUUCUACUUCACUGAACACGCGUGAGGCAAUGUCCAGAAGGGAGCUCCAGGCUGUAGAGGCUGAGCUGGAAGCCUUGCUUCAUGGCCCGUUUCUGGCUGCCCUCAGGGAGGCAGCCAGGCUGCUCAAUGUGCCUGUGGUGAGGGGAGACCUGGCGCUACAGCUGGCCAGACAGAACUACUGCACUUCCAAACAGGACCAGGUGCGUGACUACUUACUCCGUCAGAAAGCUUCUUUUGACCUGCUGCUCUUGGCCCUCGAAAUGGAGCUGAGGAGGUGGAAGACAGUGAUGAAGCAGCUGGACGAGAUGGGCCACAGGCUGGUGGAGGGAGGUGAGGAGGCAGCCCGCAGGAUCAAGGCCCUAGCCCAGCCUGACCUGUCCAUCUACCCUAAACCCAAUCCCAUUAUCAGUUGCAAGGAUGCAGCCUUCAGCAGACUGCUGCAGAUCCUGGAGACAUCCAGAGACAGUUCAGAUCACAGUCGAACAGAGCCCUUCCAGACCUACAAGGCAUUGGACCAGGCUGCCCGUGACCUGGCAGGCAACCUGCAGUCGACUCGAGAGGCACUGGCUGGGGCGGCUUGCCAGCAGGGCUACAUGGGGGCUCGCCUUCAUGGCGACUGUGAGACCCUACAUCAGGCCAUUUACAUAGAGCUCCAACAGCUAGUUUUAGAGCCGCAGGUAUGUCCUACAGCUGCCACAGACCAGGAGCUGCUCUGCCCCAGUGCACAGGAGCUAACAGUGAAGCUGGCAGAAGCAGAGACCCAGCUGCAGAGUCUGCAGAAUCUCAUGAAGGACAUCAUGGAGGAGGUCAAAGCCAAGCGCUCCCAAUUGGAGCGCAACUCCCUCAUCAGGCGAGAGAGAGAGCUAUAUGUCUACUUCCACCUGGACCCCCUACUCCUUAAGAAAGCGGUGGAGGACCUUGAGGGCAAAAUGAACAUCAAAUGAGAGCAGUAGUAAUGAAAUCUGCCAGAACAAACAAGGAGCUCUCUUUAUCUGCAUGCAUCACAACAUCACGUCCUGUUCCUGUCCAAAGGGAGGCUGUGCUUGAUAAAAUGCACUUAAGAUAAAUAUGAAUCACAAUUUAAUACUUAUUCAGCCCCGUUUCAACCUGCUGACCAACCUGCCAUAGAGCAAAGUGUGAACUGACUUAAACUCUGCGCCUGCCCUUGUUUUCCAUUGGGAAGGAUGGGUCUAUUCACGUAUUCUUAGCGGCUUAUCCAUAACGAGAUCAAUUCUGGGAUAUGAGACUUUGGAAGAUGAUAGAUUGUAUCGGAUCCGUGGUGCUCACUUGAUGGAAUCUACUGUCACCUAGGCUUAACGAAAUGUGUUGUGGCAUGGUUUGGUUUGCCGUGGGAGUUUUUUCUUUUGUCAAUUUCAUCAACUAAUCCAAGAAUAAUUUGGAAGAGUUAUAGAAAUUUUUUCCCCUUUUGUCUGAAAUUCCUCUAAAUCUUGUCUUUUAUUAAUAAAGUAGC
Molecule: messenger RNA, 2536 nt
Organism: Lampris incognitus (smalleye Pacific opah)
Lineage: Eukaryota; Metazoa; Chordata; Actinopteri; Lampriformes; Lampridae
Gene: haus3
Product: HAUS augmin-like complex, subunit 3
Exons: 5
Coding region: 39-2009 (656 amino acids)
Biological process (GO): centrosome cycle; spindle assembly
Cellular component (GO): HAUS complex; mitotic spindle; centrosome
Source: RefSeq, a predicted model, not a curated record